Molecule: messenger RNA, 3528 nt
Organism: Triticum aestivum (bread wheat)
Lineage: Eukaryota; Viridiplantae; Streptophyta; Magnoliopsida; Poales; Poaceae
Exons: 2
Coding region: 224-2983 (919 amino acids)
Source: RefSeq, a predicted model, not a curated record
CCGUCCUUCCUCACUUCCCCUCCUACUAAACCCCCUCUGCGCUCUGCCUCUUCCCCUCCUCUUCCUCGUCGGUCCGGUCAGCGUCGCCCUGCCGCUGCCAUCUGCCGGAGGCCCUCAUCGUCGCGCAUUGCCGGCCGUCGACGAUUUAGGUUGACAAGUUACUUUUUUGGUCUACUGGUUGUCCUUUGUUAUCUGGAAGUAGUAUAUCUCACUUCAUACUACUAUGAGUCUCCAUAACGAGUGUCAACGACAACAGCUGAGCGGCUCAAACUCUGCAAGGCCACAAACAUUUUGGACCAUCUGUCCAACUUGUGGCACCAAAUAUCAGUACCACCGUGCAAUUUUAAUGAAAUUUGUCCGCUGCCAGAAUUGCUCGAAGCCCUUUAUAGCACAUGUUUCAACUGAGCAACCUGCUCCUUCUGGUCCAGAUCAACAGUUUGCUGGGGUGUGGAAAAAUGCAGGAAUAUUCUCAGAAAUUAGAUCGCUUCAGAAGUUCGAACCUGGGCAGGUCUGGGCCCUCUACAGUGACAAAGAUAAGUGUCCCAACUGCUAUGCCUUGAUACAGAAAGUUGAUUUCAAGAACAAUAAAGUACAUGCAAGAUGGCUGGAAGUUUGUCCUGAUGGGGAGGUGGAGAAAAGAUUGGUAGAAGAUCGAACUGUUGGGUGUGGAACCUAUAGGGUUUCCACCACCCGUGGUAUUAUGAUUUACACUGACACGAAACAUUUUUCUCAUCCUAUACAUGCGAUAUUCACUGGUAGAAGGAACUCUUAUGAAAUAUAUCCUAGGAAAGGUGAAGUUUGGGCCCUUCUCAAGGGAUGGGAUAUUUGUUGGAGUUCAGAUGCUCACAACCAAAAGAACUACAAGUAUCAAGUUGUUCAGGUCCUCUCUGAUUUCACAACAGGCACCAGCAUCGCUGUCAUUCCGCUUGUGAAGAUAAAAGUCUUUAUUAGCUUAUUUAUGCAGUCUAAAGAGGCUACUCCAUACCUGAUACCUCAGGAUGACACAAUAUGGUUCUCACACUGCGUCCCACAUCAUUUGAUGAGUGGAGCUGAAAGCGAAGGCAUUCCAGAAGGGGCUCUGGAACUUGAUCCCACAGCGCUUCCCCUUAACUUGGAAGAGGCUCUUGCCUGUGUUGUUCCAGAAAGCAGUUCACUGAAAGGCCCGAAGUUUGAUGCCAAAUAUGCUGGCUCAUCCAGUGGAAAUAAAUCUUACAAGGGAUGCGUGAGGAUUGGGGAGGGACAACGUGCUACAUGCACGAAUGCAGGGAUCUUUACAAAGACACCGAUGGUAGAGAACAGACAACAUGACACUCCAUUUUCUGCGGGAGGUACAGAUGUUGAUGAGCUAUCUGAUCAUAGUGUCCAAGCGAAAGUAUUAUGUCCUGAAUUUUUUAACUUUGACCAACUUAGAGGUGUAAAUCAGUUUAGAGUGAACCAGGUCUGGGCUGUCUAUGAUAGUCGAAGCUGUAUGCCAAGAUCUUAUGCUCGAAUUACAAAGGUAAAGAGGGCCCCCAAGUUUAUGGUACACUUUAUUUGGCUGGAGUUUGAUCCCACAAAUAAAGAGGAGCUGGCUUGGUCUUGUGGGGAACUGCCUGUUGCUUGUGGACAAUUUAGGCGUGGAAGGUCAGAAACAGCUCAAGAAACUUGCAUGUUCUCUCAUACUAUUUCCUGUCAGAAAAGCAAGAUGAGAAACUCUUAUGAUAUAUAUCCUAGGAAAGGUGAAGUUUGGGCCCUUUUUAAGGGAUGGGACAUUAGUUGGAGUUCAGAUGCUGGCAACCACAGAAACUGUGAUUAUGAGGUUGUUCAAGUCGUCUCUGAUUUCACAACAGGAAAUAGCAUCAUCGUCAUGCCACUUGUAAAACUAAAAGGUUUCGUCAGCUUAUUUAUGCAGUCAAAAGAGGGAAGUGCGUACCCGAUACCGCGGGAUAGCACACUGAGGUUUUCACAUUGUGUCCCUCGUCAUCUGAUGUGUGGAACUGAAAGAGAAGGCGUUCCACAAGGAAGUCUUGAACUCGAUCCUGCAGCACUUCCUCUUCAUUUGAAAGAGGCCUUUGCUUCUGUUGUCCCAGAAAAAAGUUCAGCAAAAUGCCAGGAGUUUGAUGCCAAAUGUCCUGGUUCAUCAGGUGGAAAUAACUCUGGCAAGGGAUCCAGUAGGGCUGGAGAGAAGCAACAUGCGACAUGCAUGAACACAUCGAUGUUUGCAAAGAUGCCAACAGAAGAGACCAGAGAGAAUAACACUCCAUCUGCUGUUGAAUGUACACAUGCUGGCGAGGAAUCUGAUGAUACUGUCCGAGUAGGAUAUGACUGUCCCGAUUCAGAGUUCUACGAAUUUUCAGAAACAAGACUGCUUCACAAGUUCGAACCUGGGCAGAUCUGGGCCAUCUACAGCGACAUCGAUAAGUUCCCCAAUUACUAUGCCUUCAUAGAGAAUGUUGACCUCAAGAACAACAAAGUACAAGCAAGAUGGCUUGAUGCAUGUCCCCAGGGAGAGGAGGAGAGAAGACUGGUGACAGAAGAUCGGCCUGUUGGCUGCGGAACCUUUAAGGUUUGCACUGCGCAGGGCCUUAUGACUUACACUGGUACAGAAAUAGCAGAAUGCUUUUCUCGUCUUGUGCUUGCUAGACCGACGGGCAGAAGAAACGAAUAUGAAAUCGCCCCUCGCCUUGGUGAGGUCUGGGCCGUUUACAAGGACUGGAAGGCUGGAUGGACUGCACGCGAUUUUAGCAGCUGUGACUAUGAGUUGGUGGAGAUAUUCUGCCAUACUAAUUCGUCCAUACGAGUUCGGCUGCUGAGGAAGGUUGAUGGUUACAGGGCAGUAUUUACAAGGGAGACAACUGUGGAGACCAUAGGCAAGGAUGAGUACCUGAAGUUCUCCCACCAGAUCCCUUGCUUCCAUCUGACAAACGAAGGAGGAGGCAAGCUUCGGGGCUGUUUGGAGCUCGAUCCUUAUUCCGUGCCGGAGGAGUUUCUCCUGACUGACUGACCUUGUUCAUGCAUGGUGAACCUCCUGGAAGGCUCUUUUCCUGAUGGAAUUACAGGACAGAAGGUUCUGCCUGGAGUUCUCCAUGUACCAGUGAUGUUAUUCUGUACCCGUUUUACUCCUGCAGCAGUACCCCUAAGAUCUAGUACUCUGAACUAAAACCACGACACUUAUUAGGCAGUAGUAGUUAGCGACGUGGCAUUUGUUGCAGUUGAUGUUCUUAAUUUUUAGUCUGGUUAUUGAACUGCCACUCUUCCUUUUCUCAUACUCCGUCCGUUCCUAAAUACUCCCUCUGUAAACUGAUAUAAGAGCGUUUAGAUCAUAUGGAGGGAGUAUAAGUCUUUUUAGAGAUUCUAAUAUGGACUACAUACGGAGCAAAAUGAGUGAAUCUACACUCUAAACUACGUCUAUAUACAUCCGUAUGUAGUCCAUAUUGAAAUCUCUAAAAAGACCUAUAUUUAGGAACGGAGGUAGUAAUAGUUUACUGUAACCGCGAAGGCCACGGUGAUGGGUCCUCGAAAAUCUCUGUAAAAUUAAAUCUAACAGUA